AUGGAUGCCGCUGAGGGUGGCGGCACGCACGUCAUUGAAGUGGUAAGUGACGACUACUUCCCCUCUGAAAUCGAUGAGAGAGAAGCCCAGCAGCAGCUUAGCGGUAGUGGUUCUCGUGAUGGCGGCGCAUCGGCGCAACUGGGUGUGACCUCGGCCAGCUGGCGGAAGCUCGAGGCAUAUAUCUACUCGGAUGCCGCGGUAUUGGAUCUACGGUCACACACAUGGAUUUCCAUUCCCAGCGCCGAAGCGCGGUGGCGCCGCUGGCGCCUCAUGAACUGCAUGCUCGAACAGAACCCACCCACCCCCAUCACCAUUACGGAUCUUUCUUCGUCGCUGAAGCCAAGCAAGGCAAGUUUCCGCGUGGCGCCUCAGGAAGGCAUUGCUCCCACUGCCGACCACCAGACGGCAAAGACGCCGCCACACGCCGCUGCUGCUCCGCCCCCUUCGGCUUCCUCCACUCCCUCGUCGUCUUCAUCACCCACUGCCAGCACGAGUAUACUCGCUACAAACGCCUCGCAACACGACGCUGCUUCCCCGAAUGUGGCACGCGAGAGUGAAAGCGUCACGGUGGGCCGGAGUUCGCUGGACGUGUAUGUGCUCAGUGAUGCAAAGGUAAAGACCAAAGAUCAGCAUCCGCCGACGAUGGCGCCAGACUCAGAGGGCGCUCGGAACAUAACGAAGUGGCGACUGGCCAACGCGCCGUACUUGGCUCGUGGCUUCACAAGUGACGUGUUUCCGCCCGAGUGUCGCCAACUGCUCGAGGACUUUCCCAUGGGUGCGCAGACGGAGAACUGGAGCAUGUUUGUUGUGGCGGCCACGCUCAGUUUUUAUCAACGGCAAGCACACACGUGGGCGACCUCGUGGUGGACGUGGAGUGCCGAGCUAGCUGGCGGCGGCGGCAGCCUGUUCAGCCGGUGGCUGACUGCACCAAGUACAGCUGCCCCCGUGAAUGGAAGCGUUUUGGGUAUGGCAGGGAGCGUCACCAGCGCUGCUGCUGACACCACCGCUGCCAACGCCGCUGCUUCAGCGGUGCUUGCACCACUGGUGGGCGUGGCGUAUGCUGUGCGCAUUCUGCUCCUCUGCGUACUGUACGCUCUACGCAGCCUGCUACGCGCUGGGCACCUUGCGGGCGCCCGACUUGUACGGUUUGAGACGUCGUCCACUCUUCCAGCGAAGGACUCCAUCAUGUGGACCCUUGCCAUGAACAAGGUUUGGCGACUGCAGGUGGAGUUGAUGCUCGCGAGCACUGCCUUCAUCCUGCUUGUUGUGUGCGUGCUAGUCCUCCUGCGCUACCGCAAGUACACACAGACGUUGGAGUCGUGGGAGGCUGAGAUGGCGCGCCACACUGCGGGAGAGGCGGCGAAGUGGACGGCGCAAACGGAUGUCCGGCAGCGAGGAGUGGGCACCCCAACGUCCGCGACCGUUCACGCAGGAGAGCCCCUCUACGACAGUGCGAGCAACGGCAGCGGCGGCAGUAUCUUCCAGGUUCCCGUGAAGCCGUCCUCGACGCCUCUGAGUGGCCAAGGGAACUUUCGAGCGGCGUCGGACAGCACCGCCAAACUCCAGGAUAAGCCUUUUUGGUACGUCGACGUGGAGAAUGAGGCUAGCGAGGGCGCAGCCUCCUCUGGCUCAUCCCCACGCCGCCGGUCCGAAAGCAGCGAUAGCGGCACAGACGACACCUUAAUAACUCAAUCCUCUGGCGAGCUGCCUCAGGACUCUUUCCGCGGUCGUGGUGGUGCUGCUGCCGGCGGCGUGGACGUAGUCGCAGGCAGCACAGCUGUGACACCAAAGUUACCUGCUAGCCUUGCCUCACUGACCGCGAACCUCUCGUUGCCGCUAGUGAUUAGUGAGCCGCGGCGUGGAGGUGUGGGUGGCAUGUGCAGCAGCAACAACAGCGGCGCCGCUCCCGCUGAGCGGGGCAGAUCCCCAUGGAUGUCGACAGUGCUGGAGUCUUCGAAUGCGUCCGACAGACCGGGCAACCUAACGCUAUCGUGGAGGCACGCCAUGCCACUGCAAGCUUCUGAAGGCGCAUCGAGCGGCUCCGCAACGCCGCGGAGAGUGGAAGUAGCGCUGCGAAACAGAACGUUCAGUCGAACAGCAGAGCGGGCCCAGUGGGUGUCCGAUGUCUUCUCCGCCUCCACGUCUGUUGAUGAGGGCGCAAGCGCGGGUGAAGACCAGGCCAUCGCUAGAAGAGCGUCGCCUACAUUUUUCACGGAUGCGUCACUGGCAUUUGGAGCUGCCACCACAGGGGAUGCUGUCGGUCUCGAGCCACGCGUAGAGCAAGGCACCUGCGCAAACGACAAUGCUGGUAUGGACCAGGACAAGAAGAGGGAGGACGACACGGAGGCGGGGCGGCAAUCACUGCAGCCCGCGCGCACUCCCAACGGCAAGGCACUGUACUCGCUCCCGCCUUGCCCAACUGCCGCCUGUGAGGAUGAGACACGUGGCGCAACCCAAACCUUUCACGAAGGUGCGCUGGCGGCGUUGGUGUCGAUGGAUAACGAUCAUGAACUGGGAAGAUAG
Messenger RNA from Leishmania mexicana MHOM/GT/2001/U1103, 2523 nucleotides. RefSeq lists its product as hypothetical. The coding region runs from base 1 to 2523 and encodes 840 amino acids. NCBI's taxonomy places the organism in Eukaryota, Euglenozoa, Kinetoplastea, Trypanosomatida, Trypanosomatidae. The transcript has a single exon. The record is from RefSeq and is a predicted model, not a curated record.